AGCAGGCAUUUAUUGGGAAUUAUUGGGAAUUCUGUGAUCUGGAGGAGGCUUCCUGAGGUUUAGGGAUGUGGUGGGACUUGAGCAGGAACCAGAGGCAGAUCCAGAGUGAGUGGCACAGAGAACCUGCUUGGAUCCGGUUCCAGAUUUCCCUUCAGGCUGACCCAGGUUCCAGGUUAAUUCUCUUUCAGGACCUUAUUGAUCCAGGGCCGGUAAUGGGAGAUCCGGGUGAAGAUGACAGGGGGCUUUGCAUCCGACUGUCCAUAGGAGACAAUGCCCUGGGCUACCCCAGCGCAGAGAAGAGGGCCCCCUGAAUCUCCCUGUGGGACAGAGAGGGAAAGGGAGAGAGAGGGGAAAGGUGAGCCAGGGAACCACCCACUCCUCCCCAUGGUCCCAACUCUGAGUUGGUCAGACCUAUUGGGUUAGCCAAAAAGUUCGUUCAGAUUUUUCCAUAGCAUCUUAUGGAAAAACCCGAAUGAACUUUUUGGCCAACCCAAUAGCAUCAGUGGCGGGAACCCUGGUUCCUCAUGAGGUUCUGUGUCUCUGUCUGAUGCUGCUUCUUGCUUUCCUUCCUGGCGCCCCAUGACCCUGUGUAGCAGCCUGGGAGGGAUAGUCAGAGACUGCAUGGGGCCGCGGCAGGAUGAUCAGCACAGGGACGUUUCCAGCUCCUCAGUCCUGUGAUCUCAAACUUUGUCACCGGCUGACACUCUUCUGACUCCUUCUCCUUCCAGGAGAUGUCCGGACCCUGGACAGUGAUUGUGGAGAAGACCGUAGUCUGAGGAUCACCUUAAAUGCAGAUUUUGUCUUCUGGGGAUUGCCCACGCACAGUGGGAGAUUGUGGUCAAAAGUAGUGAAGUGUCUGCAGGCCUGGGGCUCCAUGAGUCUCAGCUUCACCUCUUGCAGAGUGUUGGAGCCCGGCUCCUGAACAUUUGUUCUUCCCCAACCAGCCACCCGGCACAUUCUCCCGGGUGGGAUGAAGUUGAAUUGGGGUGGAAGGGGGAGUGUCCCCACGGCCAGGGUCAGGUUGGCUUUCCCCUUCAGCUGUGAAGGAAACGAGGGCUGUCAGAGCUAGAAAUGGGCUUGGGGGCAACUGGAGGCAAUCAGGGAGGGACAGGGCAGGUUGCUUCACAUUACAGCCACUUCCAAGGGGGGAGUUGAGGGGCGCUGUCCAGGGGCAGGUUGGGGAAAUGUCAGGGCAAUGGGACCUGAAGGAGAAGCCCUGGAGAACAGGAAGUGGAGAAGGGGAAGAAGAAUUUCCACCUUCAGUAACAUGAUGUCAUGGUGAACAAUAGAGUCAUUGUAUUUUGGAUGAGGGAACUGUUUUACGACUUCAAGCUUCUGCCAUGUGUCUUCUUUCUUUUUUAUGUUAUGGGCUCCAAGGGUGACCAUUAUAGACCUUUGUGAGGGAGAAGAAGGACAAGGUAAAACAGUGACAGUGUGAUUUUCUCCUGAGAUAUGCCCAUUCUGAGAAAAGGGGACAGAGUCUCUCCCAGGGUCAAUGAUUUCUUCCCAGCCCCCCUUAUCUGGGCCACUUGUGGUAUUGGAGGGGCUCAGGUUUUACUCAGGGAAGAGCUUUCCCAGGGAACAGAGACAAUUUCCAAGACCCUUGGGACUUGCUGGGGACUGAGCAGGCCAUGGAGGACCCAGGGGACAGGAUUGGCAUUCCCUAAUCAGGGCCAGCCCUUUGGAGCCAGAGGUGUCAGAGGGAAGGGGGAAGUGCUGGUGUUUCAGGUGGGUGCUGUUCUCUGUCUCCCAUGGAAAGGAUGGGUUCAGGUCCCUGGGAACUGAAGGCCAGUGUUCCUGAAAAGCACAUAGAGGAAGUGGCCCAGAGAACUGGGUGGGACCCUGAAGAGUGAGUCCAUAUCUCAUGUGCUGGGGUCGGGGAGAGGGAGCUACUUUUAGAAGAGGGGUGCUGGGAUGGGGUCGCCUUUCCUUUGAGGGGAGCUGAGCUCACAGUGACUGAGUGUCAGGGGAGCUAUUCAAUUAUGAGACCGAUUUCCUUAAGCCCAAGUCUUUCCUCUCCUUGAAGAGACCCAGACCCAGGAGCUCCCCCUCAGGCCCCCCAGGGGGUGUCCCUGGUUGCCCCUCUGGCUGUUUACCUCCCAUUUGGAGAUAAACAGGACCCUGUUGUCUCACUUUCCUGCACAGUGAGCAGCCGUCAGGACAAAGUCCCUUCUUAUCAGGAAACCACCACAAGCCACCAGCGUAUCCUGGGGAGUGACAAUUGCCAGGUGGGCCAUGUAGGGGCGGGAGUGUGGCUUGCUCUCUGUGCCCCCGAUGAUGUCGCCUGGAACAGAGAACCCCAGGGCUUGAACACAGAGAAUGCACAAGCUGGGUUAAAGUUGGGAGAGGCUUUUUUCGAAUGCAUCCUCCUCCUGUGAUCUGCCCAUCCUCCCUCUCUGGUGGCUCUGGUACCUGCUCUUCUUCCUCCAGGCACGGCAGCCAGCUCGGCCUCAGAUGCCAUGCCGUCGUGUUUCACCUCGGAUUUCCCCCACUCCCAUUCUGCACCUGCUCGACUCUCCUCUGUCACCGUGCAGGACAAGCUCUCCAGGUUCCUGUCUCAACCGUCUUCAUAGCCCCUUCCAGAUGGAAUGACCCCAACACUCACCAGCUUCACCUCUGGAGCAGAGGAGGAAGAGCAGCAGGGGGAGAGGAAGAUGAUGCAUCUUCUCAGAGCGGCCGUCCAGGACAGAGGUUCCCCCAGAGAUGCCCUCUGUUUUGCUGGAGACAAGGUUGAGUCCUGAACUCCUGAGUCUUGGCUUCAGGGAUGAGCUCUCAAGCCUGGUGCCUCAUCUGUGGUGGGAGAUGGAGGGAUCAUGUCUUUCCCAGGGUCUGAUGGCUGGCAACAAAAUCAAGUCACUAGGCCUUUUCUGCGUGCAGAGAACCUUCUGGAACAUAAAGGCCUUCGCCUUGAGUAGGAAGCAGGAAAACAGAAGUCGUCCACAGUGUCAAGAUUUCACUGAGAGUUUGCUGGGGCUCAAGUGACCUGAGAGCGUAAUGGGGCUCAAAGUCUGGCAGGAGGAAGCACCAGCAGCAACUGACUGGGCAGACUUCCCAGGAAGAUGCAGCCACUCCUGCUCCUGGUGGUCCUUCUCCUGCCGCCCAGGGCUAGGGCAGGGCAGAUCAUCGGAGGCCAAGAGGCCAGGCCCCAUUCCCACCCUUACAUGGCAUAUGUUCAGAUCCCAACUCCACGUCCGAAAACUUGUGGGGGGUUCCUGGUGCGAGAAGACUUUGUGAUGACAGCAGCUCACUGCUUGGGAAGCCAAAUAAGUGUCAUCCUGGGGGCCCACAACGUCCGUAGGUUGGAAAGGACUCAGCAGCGCAUACCGGUGCUCAGAGCCAUCCCCCACCCCAGGUACAAUCCGCAGAACAACCAGAAUGACAUCAUGUUACUGCAGCUGAGGAGCAGAGUCAGACGUAAUCGAGCUGUGAGGCCGGUGGCUCUGCCUCAGACCCAGAACAGGCUGAGUCCUGGGACCCUGUGCACCGUGGCCGGCUGGGGCCUUGUCGGCCUGGACAGGAGAACAGACACUCUCCAGGAUGUACGGAUCAGAGUGCAGAGGGGUGAGGAGUGCAGUAGACUCUUCAUGUUCUACACUGACCGAACACAGAUUUGUGUGGGCGACCCAAGAGAGCGGAAAUCCGCCUUCCUGGGGGACUCCGGGGGCCCCCUUGUGUGUAACAACGUGGCCCAGGGCAUCGUCUCCUACGGAAAGAGGAUUGGGACUCCUCCAGCAGUCUUCACCAGGAUUUCCAGCUUCCUGCCCUGGAUACGGAGAACGAUGAGACGCUUCAAAGAGUGGGGGCUGGAGUGACACGCCCUGUCACUGACUCCCCUUCUCUGGGGCAGAGCCCAGAUCCAGGGCGGUUCCCAGAGCCUUAAUAAACAUCCACAUCUAGAGUGGAAAUAACCGAUUUCUCAUUUGUUCAUUAAACAUGAUUCAGUACACAGCAAAUGUGUGCCAGGACUGAGUGUGAGCUCCUCCAGGAAAGUGGGGUCUCUUCCCCAGGACAAGUGAAUCCCCAUCCCCACCAUCCUGGGAGUCAGGGUGAGCUUCUCUCCUCCAAGCCAUCCAUUCCUCCGUCUCCCCUCCACCCGCUCUGGGGAGUGAUGGAAGGACCUCUCUCUCCCCAGAGUAAGGCUCCUCAUUCUCCACCCUACCAGAGACUCUCCUUUAGGUAUUAAAGUGUGCCCCAAAACUGUGUGCCAUUGGCGUGGGUAGGACAGGCAGAUCAAAGAGAGAAUUGAAAUUCCAUACAAGGCCCAAUUUAACAUAUGGUAAACGAUUCUCAAAUCACUGGGAAACAAUGAACUUUUAAUAGACGACAUUGAAACAAAAUAGAGAAUCAUUGGGGAAGAAAGAUAAAGUUGGGUCCACACUUCUCAUCAUAAUCCAAAAUAACACUCAGAUGGAAUCAAAGAUCUAAAUGUAAAAAAAUCAAACCAUACAAGUACUAGAAGAAAGGAAAAAAACGGUUUACUUUCUUAAAAAUAUCUAACAAAACACCCAUAUCAAAGCUGCGCUAUUCACAAUGGCCAAGAGAUGGGAGCAACCCAAGUGUCUAUGGACAGCCAGAGUUUCUGAAACCUUUACCCAUACUAGCCCUGACUGUACUAUAGACCAAUGUUCUCAUUUUCAAUGUGAUGAGGGUCUCCUUCCGGUUUCGUUACUCUAAAAUUAUACAAUACGAUAUG
Messenger RNA from Balaenoptera ricei (Rice's whale), 4693 nucleotides. Its product is annotated as cathepsin G-like. The coding region runs from base 3060 to 3812 and encodes 250 amino acids. Gene Ontology annotation, biological process: proteolysis. Gene Ontology annotation, molecular function: serine-type endopeptidase activity. The record is from RefSeq and is a predicted model, not a curated record. Gene Ontology annotation, cellular component: intracellular membrane-bounded organelle; cytoplasm. The transcript has 9 exons. Lineage: Eukaryota; Metazoa; Chordata; Mammalia; Artiodactyla; Balaenopteridae.